GUUUGGCGGUGCGGAGGCUGCAGCGGCUGCGGCGGCGGCUCCUCCCGGGACGCCCCGUCCCCGAGGGACGCCCGUCCCGCUUCUCGGCCUGAAAUUCCUCUUGCUAGUCUUCCAUUCUGUUAAAUGCUUCGCAAACCAGAGCAAAGGAAGAGACAUGAAGAGUUGAAUUUCACUGCCUUGUUUGGAACUGGGUGGAAAUCCUGGAGAUGGAUCUCUUAGGAGUCUGUCUUCCAAUUGGGUUAGAUGCACAGGUUGGGGGUUGGCUCUCUACUUGUGAGCCAACAAGCAGAAUGUGGAAUUGAAGCUGUGGACUUAUACACGUGUGAACUUUGUCUCUCUCUGGCCCAGCACCUGAGGACUUUCUGCAAAGCCUUCACCUUCACCACAGGAGCAAUGGAUCGCCCCAGCUACCUGGAAGAGGACUAUUCUAGCCUGGAUGGGCUGGACGAUGACGUGUUUCACUCUGAUGACUUUGGACUUGCAGGUCAGCCUGGUGAGAUGACUGCAACUGGCUUUUUCACACAGAACCAGUCCUACAGCUGCCUUCUGGGGAGGUUUCAACUAUUCCCCCUCACACACUGCUGUGGUCCCGGUAUCAGGCAUCCUGAGCAGCAGGACAAGGCAACUCAAACACUCAGCCCAUCCUCUUCCAGUCAGGAUGUUAUGUUGCCUUGUGGAGUCACUGAAGAGCCACGGAGACUCUUCUAUGGGAGUGCUGGUUACCGUUUACAUGUCCCUCCAGCUGGCUUUGUGUUGGAUCCGCACCUCCAGGAGGAAGCUCGGGAAGGUCAGCGGGAAGCACGUGCUGAGGUGCAGAUUGCACGGAAGUUGCAGUGCAUCGCCGACCAGUUCCACCGGCUCCACAUACAGAGGCAUCAGCAGAACAGAAAUCAAGUGUGGUGGCAGCUUUUUCUCUUCCUACACAACUUGGCCUUAAACACGGAGGUGAACAGGAACCACACUGGGCAGAGGUGAGCUUCGCCCGCCUGUUUCAGGCCACAUCCAGUCUGCAGGGAGCACUGAACAAACACUGGUUCGGGGGCGAGACAUUGCACACCGCCGGCCGGAUGUGAGGACUCUGACUUUCUGAUCCUCGUCUUCAAGUUUGGGUGUUUUUACGGACUCUUCUUUGCUGCUGCCUGCCUCGCGAGGCGGGGAGCUCUUGUCCAACACUGUUGAAGGAAAGCCAGAAUGUGGGUGUGUUUGGUAAAGCUUGCUGCUGGCUCCCCGCACCGGUGACCUCUGUGCAAGGGAGGCAGGUAUUAGACUGACGGCUUCCUCUGCCCUGGGUAGUAGUGGAUGGUAGAGUGCAGGAGUGUCAUUUUGGCUGCUAGUUAAAAGUGAUGCCUGGAAUUGAUGAUUAAACAUACUUGGGGUAUCUUUUAGAGCAGAGAUGCUCAAUUCCUCCACAUUGUUAGCAACAAAAAGCAUUCAAGUAUCUUGGUUCCAUGAAGUUACUUGUUUUAUUCACUGGUUACUGUUCAUUUCAUUGCACCCUAUGUGAGAGAAAACCACAAAGAAAUCUGACCUCUUCAGCCAUUCCAUUGGGCACCACUUGCAGCUCUCUCACAAGAAGUUGUUCUUUGUCAUUGCCAUCAAUUAAAAAAAAAAGAAAUCAGUAGAAGGGUCUGAAAAAGAAACCUCCUUGGGGGUGCUGGUGGCUAUUAGCUUCUGCCACUGGCUGCCUUCAGUUCAGUGUUCUCAGUGCCCAUGAGCCAGCAGGAAGUCAAAAUUCAUGGAAUAUGGCACAAGUGUCAUCCUUCUACAAUGCUAAUGUAUAUGUUUUUAGUAGUUUUAUGAUGGAUGUUUAUUUUAUUUUGGUUUUCUCUUCUCUUACUACAUAAUGUGGUUGGUCAAGAAGGCUUAGAUCCCAGGCAUCCGAUAAUUUUGCUUCAGGAUUUGACAGGGAAAUUAAUUAGCAUCUAGUCUGAUAUGUACACUGUACAAGCAGUCUGUCCAUUACUCUAGCAUGUAGUGUUUGGAGGCUGCUGUAAGCAUAUACUGACUAGCAGCAGUAAUGUUAUUUCAAGGGAGAUCUUCUAUCAGUUUGUAUGCACUCAGAAGUUUGUCCAUAUGGCUGACACUAUUGGACCAGCACAGGGAAACUGCCCUACCAAAAGGAAGCAGCCUUAAAUAUUGAUGGCUGCUUCUCUGUAGCCUUAAAUAUACUUAGUUCACAGACCCAGUGACAGCUAGGGUAAAACAUGAACAGAGAAGCAAUACAGACCUUAUUAUUUUUUCUGAAAAUUUCCAUAUUGCCACUGCACCUUGUUGUAGGUCCCAAAUGAUAAAACCAGCUUGAGGAAGAGCUGUCCAGAGAAUUGCUCUUCAGUUGUGUUAGAAAUGUCCAGCUGCAGGUGUUGAGAAAUUCUUCUGCUCUUGAUCCACUCUGAAAAAUAUUCAUUACUGUAUGGAAGAGUCGUUUACUUGCACAUAUGCUUUCCUUCUCCACCCCUCUUUGCAUAUUUGUCUCUAAUUCCUGCUUUCUCUGGUAUUUGUGUAAUCUCAUCAUUGCACUGUAGUGUCUGGUAACAGUUUGCUGAACAGAGUCACAUUUGGACCUUCUUGCUUUCUCUCAGCCCCAUUCUCUUUUUCAUCCAGCCUCUACUGUGGCAAAAUGUACUUUAGCUCCCUGGAAGAGGUUCCCAAGCCUUUUUCACCCUCAUAUAUUCACAGUCACUCUCUUUAAACAUAAGGAGAGAGUUUAUGUGAGAAAAGCUUUUUUUUUUCUCUCCUUUUGUUUUAUUUUUCUAGCUAGAGCUAGAGUAAUAUGUUUGUCCAUGAUGUUAAUAAUU
Onychostruthus taczanowskii (white-rumped snowfinch) is the source of this 2795-nucleotide messenger RNA. RefSeq names its product Bcl2 modifying factor (gene BMF). The transcript has 6 exons. The record is from RefSeq and is a predicted model, not a curated record. NCBI's taxonomy places the organism in Eukaryota, Metazoa, Chordata, Aves, Passeriformes, Passeridae. Gene Ontology annotation, cellular component: myosin complex. Gene Ontology annotation, biological process: negative regulation of autophagy; apoptotic process; positive regulation of apoptotic process. Bases 244 to 975 code for a protein of 243 amino acids.